Messenger RNA from Thecamonas trahens ATCC 50062, 1113 nucleotides. RefSeq lists its product as uncharacterized. The record is from RefSeq and is a predicted model, not a curated record. The coding region runs from base 1 to 1089 and encodes 362 amino acids. NCBI's taxonomy places the organism in Eukaryota, Apusomonadida, Apusomonadidae. The transcript has a single exon. Gene Ontology annotation, molecular function: actin binding.
AUGCCCAACGAUGGCGUGGUGUAUGCGCUGCUGAGGUUGGACUUUGAGCUGCGAGACCUUGUUGUAGUCAAGUUCCUCACCGUCUGCUGGGUCGGCGAGCACAUCAGCGUCAUGCGCCGAGCGCGCAUCUCGGUCCACCUGUCGUCGGUCGAGGCUCUGUUCGGCUACACCCACCUGACGGUCCGGACUGACCGCGCCGACCUUGCUCCCGAGGACAUCCUGCGCUCGCUCAACAUUUCCAUGGGCUAUGACGUGACCGGCGACAUGUUCGGCCGCCUUGCCAACGUUGUAUACAUGCCCGAGGUGCCGGCCGUCUACGGCGCUGUCGAGUUUACCGACUACGACUCGGUCGAGCAGGGCAAGCGGGCGAUGAUGGCGUCCAAGGCCGCCAUGGAGCAGGCCAUGGCCGACAUGGCCAAGCGCCACGAAGACACCUUUGCCUCGCUCUUCUUCUCCGAAGCAGACGCCAUCGUCUGCCGCUGCAUCUUUCCUCAGUUUCCCACGGCCACAGGCGUCUACGCCGCCGACCGCGUCGUCCUUGCCUCCGACACUCUCCUCGACCUCCUCCGCCUCCUCGCUUCGACCAUUGUGCGCCGUGCCGAGAAUGCCGCCCAAGCCUACGCCGCAGAGGCGAGCUCGGCCGCUGUUCUCGAACGCGACGAGAGCACCGCAACCGGGGCCGCCUCGUCGUCGACCAGCGAGUCGGCUGCGGCACUCGCAGACCUGCAGUCCCGCUUCCUCGACAUGUUCGGUGACCCGUCCGCCGUCCGCAUUGCUGUCUCGGUCGUCGAGCGCAUCGCACCCCGCGAGCACGAAACUCCAAAGUCGGCGCUCGAGUCAGCCGCCUCAGACGCCCAGUGGGAGGCUGCGACGUACGCCCGGCUCAGCACCGAAGACGCGACCCAGGUCCUCGCUCGCUCCAUCGGUUGGGAUACCCAGCUUGGCGCCCUACGCGUCGUCCCCACCUCGCGCGACGAGGACUCGGCUGCCGCCGUCUCAGAGGCAGCGGCUCGGCUCCACACCUACCGCCACCUCAAGAAGAUCCACGCCCACCUCGAGGACGACGCCCUCGUCCUCACCCUCUACUGAGCGUAAAGCCAAAGCCCGCCCCCG